AUGCCGCCAGUUGCAACCGAAUCCACCAGCGCAUACACGCAGGAGCCUGUUGCGAGCUCGACGGCGCAUACGGGCAAGCUGGCGACGAUUGAUUUGUCCGAAUACGACCCGGAGCAGUCCAAGCUGAUGGAUGAACGAUGCAUUGUCGUCGACGAAAACGACAAUGCGAUUGGGGCGCUCGACAAAAAGACUUGCCACUUGAUGCAAAAUAUCAAUAAGGGUUUGCUUCAUCGCGCGUUCAGCGCGUUUGUGUUCAGGCCAGAAGAUGGAAAGUUGCUUCUCCAGCAGCGCGCGACGGAGAAGAUUACGUUCCCGGAUAUGUGGACGAAUACAUGUUGUUCACAUCCAUUGGACGACUUUGAAGAGGAGAAGAUUGAAAAGGACCAACUCGGCGUGCGAGUCGCUGCAAGCCGAAAGCUCGAGCACGAACUCGGCAUUCCAAAGUCUCAGACACCUAUCGACAAGUUUCAGUAUCUGACCAGGAUACACUAUCUUGCUCCGUGUGGAGAUGGCGUGUGGGGAGAACACGAGAUCGACUACAUCCUCUUCCUCACUGCAAAUGUAGACGUGACACCCAACCUGAACGAAAUUCGCGACUACAAAUACGUUGACAAGCAAGAACUUAUUUCCAUGUUCGACAGUCCACAGAAUAGCUUUACGCCUUGGUUCAAGUUGAUUGCACGCGACUUUUUGUUUGGCUGGUGGGACGAGCUCCUGAAGCGCAAAACCACGGACGGGCUCGUUGAUGCACAGUCGCUUGUAGGCGUUGCUGACGGGACCAAGGUCAUUAAGAUGGUGUAA
Serendipita indica DSM 11827 is the source of this 801-nucleotide messenger RNA. The record is from the annotation of a GenBank genome assembly. NCBI's taxonomy places the organism in Eukaryota, Fungi, Basidiomycota, Agaricomycetes, Sebacinales, Serendipitaceae.